Messenger RNA from Phytophthora sojae, 1560 nucleotides. RefSeq lists its product as hypothetical. The record is from RefSeq and is a predicted model, not a curated record. The coding region runs from base 1 to 1560 and encodes 519 amino acids. NCBI's taxonomy places the organism in Eukaryota, Oomycota, Peronosporomycetes, Peronosporales, Peronosporaceae. Gene Ontology annotation, molecular function: monooxygenase activity; iron ion binding; oxidoreductase activity, acting on paired donors, with incorporation or reduction of molecular oxygen. The transcript has a single exon.
AUGAAACUGGAGGCGAUAACGGCCUUAAUCUCGCCCGCGUCGGUGGCCGCGUCCUGCGUGGCGCUGUUGCUCGUGUACGUGGCGACUCCGUCGGCUCAUGAUCGAGCGGUGAAGCAUCUGCCCACGCCCGAGGGGGAUAUCCCCGUGUUGCGCAGUACGCUGGAGAUCGUCAGGGCGCAGAAAUCCGGGAAGUUCCAUGACUGGGCCCUCGCCUACUGCCGCAAGUUUCAGGGCAGGCCCUGGUGUCUGCGUAUCCUGGGCAAGACCCCCAGCGUCGUGGUCUGCUGCCCUGAAGCCUUCGAGGACAUCCAGAAGACCCAGUUCGACGCGUUCGACAAGAGCCCCUUUGUCUCGGCAGCCAUGUACGACGUCCUGGGCCACGGCAUCUUCGCUGUUAGUGGGCCGCUGUGGCAGCACCAGCGCAAGACUGCGAGCCACUUGUUCACCACGCAGAUGCUGCAGUACGCGAUGGAGGUGGUCGUGCCCGAGAAGGGCGAGGCGUUGGUCAAGCGCCUCGAUGAGAUCAGUAAGGCGAACCAAGUCGUGAACAUGAAGCGGCUGCUGGACUUGUACACCAUGGACGUCUUCGCCAAAGUCGGCUUUGAUGUGGAUCUCCACGGCGUCGAGUCUGACCAGAACGCCGAGCUGCUCGAUGCGUUCGAUAGGAUGUCCGUGCGCAUGUUGGAGCGUAUCCAGCAGCCCGUUUGGUACUGGAAGCUGCUGCGCUGGCUCAACGUUGGACCGGAGAAGCAGUUGGCUGAGGACAUCAAGAUGACGGACGAUUUGAUCUACAGCGUGAUGUCGCGCUCCAUUGAGGAGAAGACUAAAGGCUCGCGGAAGGAUUUGAUCUCGUUGUUUAUUGAGAAGUCCGCGGUCGAGUAUACCAAGGGCGUGCACACGAAGAAGGACCUGAAGCUCAUGCGCGACUUCGUCAUCAGCUUCCUGGCUGCCGGUCGAGAGACCACAGCAACGACAAUGUCGUGGGUCAUCUUGAUGUUGAACAGAUACCCCAAAGUGCUGGACCAAGUGCGUCAGGAACUUAAGGCCAAGCUUCCGGGCCUCGCGAGUGGGGAAACGAGAGCUCCGACGUUGGAAAACAUCCAACAGCUCGUCUACCUCGAGGCAGUGAUCAAAGAAACGCUGAGACUCUUCCCUGUUGUUGCCAUCACGGGCCGCUCAGCUACGAGAGAUGUGCGUCUGUAUGAAGGCACGGUCAUCAAGGCAGACACGCGGGUGGUGAUGCCGCACUACGCUAUGGGACGCAUGGAGACUGUGUGGGGUCCAGACGCGAAUGAAUUUAAGCCGGAGCGAUGGAUUGACCCUGCAACGGGCAAGGUCAAUGUGGUGUCGCCCUUCAAGUUCAGCGUAUUUCUCGGUGGUCCACGCGUGUGUCUGGGCAUGAAGUUCGCUAUGGCUGAGGUGAAAAUCUCGCUCGCCAAGCUCUUGAGUCAGUUCGACUUCAAGACAGUGAAGGACCCAUUCGACUUCACCUACCGCUCGUCGAUUACACUGCAGAUCAAGGGCCCGCUUGACGUCGUCGUGUCUCGACUUAAAGCAUGA